AUGUCAGUCUGUCGGCAUACUCAGACGCUCCAGUUACGCCCAAAGACGUCGACUCUUGGAGAAUCAGUGAAGCAAGACACCGUCCCGAAGCGUGGAGUCCUGCCUCCAUUCAUGCGAGACUUUGUCAUACCCAAUGGCCCUAAUGCCGAGUUAGCGGACUGCGAAUGUGUUUGUGUUCGUCUGUGUCCAAAUCUCGGCGCCUGCAGACGGUGUGGCCAUCCUUUGCGUAACUGCUGUACCUCAGUCCUGAUCUUUCUGCUGCUGCAAUGA
Molecule: messenger RNA, 270 nt
Organism: Protopolystoma xenopodis
Lineage: Eukaryota; Metazoa; Platyhelminthes; Monogenea; Polystomatidea; Polystomatidae
Source: the annotation of a GenBank genome assembly